This is a messenger RNA of Peromyscus maniculatus bairdii (prairie deer mouse), 2512 nucleotides long. The record is from RefSeq and is a predicted model, not a curated record. NCBI's taxonomy places the organism in Eukaryota, Metazoa, Chordata, Mammalia, Rodentia, Cricetidae.
CUAGAGGAGAAAAAGCCUGGCUGGGAUUCAGGUCCCAGCUCCUAGCAGCCUCCCAGUAGGCUGACUGUCAGAGAACCCCAAGUUUGUACUAGGGCGUUCUAGUCUCGACUGCCCCCUACCUCCGUGCAGCACGUUCCCUGCUUGGGUUGGCUGCUGGUCUGAGCAACCCUUUCUAAGGUGUGAAGCCCGUGGGCACCUGGCCAAGGCUGUAGAGAAGCCUGCAGCGCGGCUUCAAGAACAUAGGGAAGGAGGGGAGCAUGCAGCAGCCCAGUGGACCCUCAGACCCUGGUCCCCAGGGAUCCAAAAGGACAGCCCCAGGGCUGGAGGGGGGUUGUGUGAGGCCUUGAAUAGUGAGUGGGGUCAGUGUCCAAGCACGGACAGGCAGAGCCCGGGGGAGCGGCCUCGAAUCUCUGUAAUCCCCACCAACCCAUCCAGCACCCCCGGGGCCGACCACGUCUCUAGAUGCCAAGAGUCGACUAGGACCUUAGUCCCGCCCCGCUCUAGGAAACCAACCGAGCACAAUACCGGCGCCACUUCCGCCCAGGAAACUGGUUAGCGCCCGCAGUGCGUGAUGACGCACAUCCUUCCCAUGACGAACCCGGCUCAGGCGGCUUCCGACAGGUGGCUCUGGAGGCCUCAACCCUUUGCGAUUGGUAGUUAGUCCCGGAGUAUUAUGGGAAUCGAUGCCCUUUGGCCCCGCCUCUUCCCCUUUCGUCAAUUCCGGGUAGAUUUCCGUGUCCGCUCCGGUCUUCCGUGAUAGAGCAUACGUAAAGUUACACCUCCCGGCAGGCAUUAGGCAUUGGCCCAUUGCCUUCUGGGAGUUGUAGUUCUUUGGGCGUUAAAGUCGCGACAUUCAGCCCGCCGGAGACUCGGUUUCCCAGAAAGCCCAGCAAGAGUGGAAGGGAACCACGGCCUGAACCCCGCGGAACCGGCGGUACUGUGCGGGAAAAGCCGCUGGGUUUUGCGGCAUGCACGGAAACUGGAACAGUGAGCGCCCGCAUUCUUAGGCCCUCUCAACUACGAGUUCCCUGACAGCCCUCCCUCCGGACCCGAGUGGCGCCUGCGGUAGCGGUGUGUACCCGGAGAGGCUGCGUUCUGCUGAGAGCCGGUGAUGGGACGAGGGGCUGGUCGAGAGCCUCUGUCUCCAGCGUCUCCUAGCGCGCAUCCUUUAUAUGCCGACACUAUUCCGAUCUCAUGGUUUGACUCUCUCCUUAACUCUAUCUAGCCUGAAGCUCCACAUCUGUGCGCGCGAGGACGCACUUUAGCCACCCAGCUUCGCGAGUCCUCCGCCCGCCUGCGUGACCAGCCAGCGCCGGGCUGUGAGCAGAGGCGCCCGGCACAUAGUGGAGGUGGAGAAGGGUUCCAGGUCGGCAUGGCGGAGGCGGAGGCUGGCUUGGAGGCUGAGGUACCCACCGAGGAUGACACCCUGCCUUCUGACACCGUCUCCCUCAGCGGUUCGGACUCGGACCUCAGCUUACCUAGUGGUGCGGAGGUGCCAGUGUUGUCCCCGGAGAGGCUUUCAGGGGAAGCUCAGGAGGACUCCGGCCCUGAUGACCCACCUUCGCCCCCCACUGGCAUCUCCACCCCCGCAGCCCAGCCGUUCCUCCUCCGCGGCAUGAGCUCCACCUUCUCUCAGCGCAGCCACAGCAUCUUUGACUGUCUGGAGAGUGCAGCCCGGCAGGUACCGCCCUCUGCGCCCCAAACCAGUGUGACUGACAAUGGCAGCUUCAAAAGGCCCGUGGCUCCCCCAAGUCAGACUCCAGCGAGGAACCUGAGCAGAGUGCAUGAGAGCACCGGCCCAAGCAGGGUACCUCCUGUGCCCGAUUAUGUGUCCCAUCCUGAGCGUUGGACCAAGUACAGCCUGGAAGAUGUGGCCGAAGGCAGCGAGCAGAGCAACCGUGCCGCUGCUCUGGCCUUCCUGGGCUCUCGAAGCCAGGCAUCCCCCACAGACUAUGUACCCUCCUUCAACCAGGACCCCUCUAGCUGUGGGAAGGGGAGAGUGGUCUUUACCAAGCCAGUCCGAGGUAGUGAGGCCAGGGCUGAGAGGAAGAGGGUCCUCAAGAAGGGGAAUGUGUCAAGUACUGGGAGUGAGGCCUCUGUGGAGCUGGCUCAUCUGGCCGGGCCCGAGGCUGAGGAGUGGAGUGGCCACCAGGGACUGCAGGAGGUAGUGAUACCUUCAGGAGCUGACCAUCCUGGGUCCCCAUCAGACCCAGCAGGGGUGGAGGUUGUUGGUUUCCAUGGUAGCAAGAAGCGGAGCCGAGAACACUUCCGGAACAGGGACAGUAACCCCGAGGGGCCAGUGUCUGAGAGGGGCCCCUCAGUUUGACUGGUGCCGCCACCCCACCUCCUUACCACCCCACCUCCUCACCUGCCUAGGUGGGAAGCUGUGGGCUGUUUGUAGGAGGCUUGUGUGUGCAGCAGCUCUGGCUGGGACUGUGGGAAUUGUGGGACCUUGGAGGCCCUUGUGCCCCAGUGUCUUGGGGUGAACAAUAAAGGUUUGGGGUAUUUUUUG